Girardinichthys multiradiatus is the source of this 4651-nucleotide messenger RNA. RefSeq names its product melanocortin 1 receptor (gene mc1r). Gene Ontology annotation, molecular function: melanocyte-stimulating hormone receptor activity. The record is from RefSeq and is a predicted model, not a curated record. Bases 361 to 1329 code for a protein of 322 amino acids. Gene Ontology annotation, cellular component: membrane. The transcript has a single exon. NCBI's taxonomy places the organism in Eukaryota, Metazoa, Chordata, Actinopteri, Cyprinodontiformes, Goodeidae. Gene Ontology annotation, biological process: G protein-coupled receptor signaling pathway.
AUCAGAUGCGCAAUGGCGGUACAAAUCGUGCCAGAUAAGGACAAAUGUAUUCGUGGAUAAAUCGUGGAUCUCUCUCCAAGAGGAGCUGCGUCGAUGACAGUGAGGAAAAUUUAGAAGAGGAAACGCAUUUUUCACAUGGACUGCAUCUCCAGACUUUGCCUGCGCAGCUGAGAAAUGAUUGGGUUCUAAGGUUGUUUUGAUGGGAACAGUUUACAAGCUGUUGGUGAGUUAUUGGAUUUUCACUCGGAUUAGACACAUUUGAAACAGUGGAUCAGUCGUCUUCUGGUGGUCAGAUGAAACUUUGCCACCCCUGAUGUUACAGGUAAACUGAAAUCUGCCGUCAUUACGCAAAAUUCAGACAUGGAUAUGAACAACAGCUCCCUGCGCUAUCUCCAUGUGGAGUUCAGCCCGCUGACUGAAAUCCUGGAUGAUAAUGAAACGAACUCCACGCUCGGAGAACGGAACUCGCUGAGCUGCGUCCAGAUCCGCAUCCCUCAGGAGCUCUUCCUGACGCUGGGGCUGAUCAGCCUGGUGGAGAACAUCUUGGUGAUCCUGGCGAUCAUCAGGAACCACAACCUGCACUCGCCCAUGUACUACUUCAUCUGCUGUCUGGCCGUGUCCGAUAUGCUGGUGAGCGUCAGCAACGUGGUUGAAACCAUCUUCAUGCUCUUGAUCGACCACGGACUCAUGGAUGUGCACCCAGGCAUGCUGCGCCACCUGGACAACGUCAUCGACGUGAUGAUCUGCAGCUCCGUGGUGUCCUCGCUCUCCUUCCUGUGCACCAUCGCCGCGGACCGCUACAUCACCAUCUUCUACGCGCUGCGGUACCACAGCAUCAUGACCACGCAGCGCGCCGUCUUCAUUAUCGUGGUGGUGUGGCUGGCCAGCAUCACCUCCAGCAUCCUCUUCAUCGUGUACCACACCGACAACGCCGUCAUCGUGUGCCUGAUCACCUUCUUCUGCACCACCUUGGUGUUUAAUGCCGCGAUCUACCUGCACAUGUUCAUGCUGGCCCACGUCCACUCGCGGCGCAUCACGGCCUUCCAUAAAGGCAGGCGGCAAUCCACGAGCAUGAAAGGGGCGAUCACCCUCACCAUCCUGCUUGGUGUCUUCAUUUUGUGCUGGGGGCCUUUCUUCCUCCACCUUAUCCUCAUCCUCGCCUGUCCCACCAGUCCCUUCUGCAAUUGCUUCUUCCGGAACUUUAACCUUUUCCUCAUCCUCAUCAUCUGUAACUCCCUCAUCGACCCACUCAUCUACGCAUACAGGAGCCAGGAGCUGCGUAAAACCCUGCAGGAGCUGGUCCUGUGCUCCUGGUGCUUUGGCAUGUAGCAGCCAUACGUGGCAGGAGUAAAUUAAGGCAAAUUAGGUUAUCAGGCGAUCUUUCAUUCGUGUAACUGUUGCCCUGUGAAGCUGAAAUAAGCCGUGAAUAAUAUCAGGUUUUAUGGGGCGGAUUGAUCCACAAGCUGCACGCAGCACUUACAGGAUUAGCGUGAAAUCUUAUAAAGAGAUUUGCUAAUGCCUGUCUGGAGUUGGGAUUAGUUUUAUUUAGAGAUUGUGUCUAUUUAUUAGCGUUUGGGCCUUUCGUUGUCCACUUUCCAACUUCAUCCUCUCAGAUAAAAGAAGAGAUCUUCAACCCGGCGAGACAACCAAAAAGUCACUGAACAUUGAACUAUUUAUUUUAAACUUACAAGCAUUUUUCACUGUCUUCUGAUCAAUACUAUUUUACUAUAAAGCUCGGUCCUCUCGGUGAUGUAAUCCUCAAAUAAAAUGUCAUAAAUGUUUAGAAUUUAAACGAACAUGUUGAUAAAACUGAGUCAAAAUGUAUUCUUUGACAAUAAUACUGACUUUAAAUAAUGUCAUCAUUGGUGCAGACAGUUCACGAACCCACUUUGACAAUAAAUGAUUAGUCAUUUUCUAUCUGCUGUAAGGGAAUUGGUUAUAGGGCUCCAAUUAAAAGAAUAUCUACCAGUAGAUUACCCAGUUAUUCGGGAGCAUAAUCUGCCAUAUUCCAGAGUCCGCUGGAACAAACAUGGAUCAGAACGCAAAAAUGGUAAAGUGUAGGCUAAUAUAAAGUUCAAAUUUAAAUAUUACGUGAAAUUUGAUUUUUUUUUUUUAAGUGAUUUCCAUAAUUCAUACAUAUACUAAAGUAAAACUAAAAACAAACUGAUACGCAAGGGUUUAAACACAGGUGUACGAAAUGACUUGUUUACAGCUACGAAACGGAAAGAGGUAGAGAAGAAGUGGCGACGCAUCUGUGAUACAAAGGCUGUGACUUACGAAAUGUUAAAUUGACCCGGAGUCUAAAUGGCAUUAAUAGCAAUACUGCUAAUGAUAAUAAUAAUAAUAAUAAGAGUAACAACAAUAAUAAUAAUAAAUAACAAAUAAUAAUUGUUAGCAUUAUUGUUAAUAUUAAUGGAUAUUGCAUUGUCCACAUAACAUGAAAAAAAGACCAAAAAUUGACGGCAACGUUUUUCUUACUUUGUUAAUUCAGUUAGUCGUGGUUCCAGUAGGGUCAUAGGGUUAAACUUUCAAAAUGUACCUGAAAAGAUCCUUCAGUUUGAGACGUCUUUUUUUUUUUUAAUACAGUCAACAACUCUGUCCAAAAAUAAAAGUGCGAGUGAGAUGAAAGAGGAAAAAACUGAAGGGAAAAAGGUCACAUGAAGAGCCCACCGCCCGAGGCUCAUGGCAUGAGAUAUUUAUGAAAGGAAGGUUAGUCUUGCAGUAUUUCUGGCGACAUGAUUUCCAGAAAGCUACAGUACAAAGAAGCGGCCGUUCAAGAUUUGGAGCGUCAGUUUAAUCUUCUUAGGAGCAAGGGUUAUUAUUAUUAUUAUUAUUAUUAUUAUUAUUAUUAUUAUUAUUAUUAUACCCCACACCCAACUGAAAUCCAGGCCGUAAUUAUUAUAUUUUUGUUAUUUCUCAGCUUCUUGUUUUAAAUUUUUUGUUUCAAAGUUUAAAGUAAAAGUUUAAGUUUACAUCGACGAUACAUGACGAUAACUUUUCCGACGUAUUUACAGCAUUAAGUACAUCAGAGUUGAAAGUACACUGUGGCAAAUGAAAGCGAAAUAUUUCAGCGUAUUUUUAAACACAGUAGAGAUUUCUUCUUUACUGUUUCUUUUUCUUCUAUCUUUUCCUGUAAAUAGCCUACAAUAUUUCUUUUCAGACUCUCUAUAUUUUUUGUUUUCCAUGGUGUAACUCGCACAGAUACGCCUAAAAUAAACAUAACUCAAUUAAAAUUAUUAAUCCUAUUAAAUAAGAAUAAACAAAAAUUAAACGUGCAGGUAAUUUUGUAGCAUUGAGGUGUCUUUCUAUUUCCACUAGACAUCCGAGACUGAUCCAUCCUUUACAUGUGAGGGCUUGGAAAGGGGAGAGCAAUUUUUUUCCACGAAAAAUGCCAAAUCAUGUGAAUGGUCCUUGGUCUUUUAGUGUGGAUUGAUUAUUGUAUAUUUGAUUGUAGCCAUUUCAGCGCCUGAAAAGGCUGUUUUACCUCCUGUAAAUCUGCAAAUACACGUCACUGGUUGUAAAGCAGUUCCAGUGAAAGCUGUAGUUUUUACUAAUUUUAUUUUGUGUGAAAUAGUCAGUGUGGUACGAUUAUGAAAAGAGAUAACCAGUGGCUGUUGACUUUUCUACUGUUACUUUUUUUUAUAAUUAAAAAACUAAGUUCAUUUAAGAAUGUGUUAUUUAUUUCACACAGAACCUCAUUUAUUCCAAGGACACAUUAUACACUAUGGUGGUGCCUUGCAGAAGCAGCCACAACCCUUUAACAUUUCCAUAUUUUGUUGCAUUACAGCCACAAACUUCAAUGUGUUUUAUUCAGACUUUAUGUGAUGGACAAACAUAAAGUACUGAACACUUGUGAAGUAGGAGAAAAAUCAAUCCUUUUUGGUUUUUUUUUACAAAUCAAUAUCUGAGAAGUCUGUAUUGUAUUCAGCUCUCUCAGGCAAUACUUUGUAGACUCACCUUUCAUUGCAGCUGCAACUCUUUUUGGUGUGUGUUUCUAUCAGCUUUAAACAUUUACUGAACAUUUUGACCAAUACUGUAUACGAAACAACUCAAGUUCAACAAAACUGGAUGGAAGGUGUCUGUGAACUUUAAUCAAGUCUUGCUACAGAUUCACUGUUUGAUUUAAGUCUAGGCUUCAAUAGGCCAUUCUAACACAUGAUAUGCUUUGACAUAAAUCCUUCCAUAUUAGCUCUGGUGGUAUGUUUAGGGUCGUUGAACCACCGAAAGUGAACCUCUGCCUUGGUCUUAAGUCUUUUGCAUCCUCUGACAUGUUUUAUUCCAACAUUGGCCUGUUUUUACGCCUCUAUCUGUCUUUCUGUUAGUUUCUAUGUUAUAUAUCAUUUUGCAUUUCUGUUUUGGUCUUGCCUUACCAGAGCAUCUUCUUCCACAUGUUCACAAUGUCCCCUAAAUGUUUGCCUUGUCCUGUUUGCAAAAUGUGGCUUUAUUUCAGCAAUGUACAGCGUAUUUUCCUUAGCAUUUAUCAUCAUGUAACAUUACACAAUGCAUUUGACAAUAAUAAUAAACUUAAACGUCAGAUUAAGGUCAGGAAAAGAUAUGUAUAUUUGCCUCAGCACAUACCUGAGUCUUUGUCGGUGUGCGUUAUGCUUGUCAUAAUGUUGGCCUUUUUGAGGGGGAUUGAAACGGCUGACGU